AAAUUCAAUUAUUAGGAUAUGCAGCAAAUCGGGGAGAUAUCUACCCUUCCAACAAAAGCUGCAAUCUAUGAGGAAUCCAACAAGAAUUACAUAACUCUGCUUGACCUUGAUGAGCAGAACAAUCUGAGAAGCAGUAAAGAGACAGUGUUGAAGGCAGAUAGCAUAAUAAAUAGGCCACCUUUGGCUGUUCCUUCCACUCCUCCUGCUACCAGUUUGCUCACAAAUAGAAUCCGACUGUAUGACCUACUACCUUUUAAAGUUUAUAAUCCUGCACUUGUACCAUAUGAUAAAAGACUUGAGCCUUUUCUAACGCUGGAUACUGGAAAUAACAAAUCAAAGCAAACUGAACCUAUCAAAUCAGAAACCCAGCCAGUGAUCACAGACAAAGAUGGAAGAACACUGAAGCAACAUAGACGGUGCCCAGCUUGUCACGGUCUAGACUGUUUCUGUAUUAUUCAAGGAUUGAUCAACCCUUCUGGUCCUGGAUCAUCCAUGCCAACAAUGAUCAAAAAUGCUGGUAGAGAUCUUCAAAUGCCAGAUAAUCCAGAAUUUUUACAAUUCCCUUCUUUUGUCUCGCAGAAAGGAGAUCUCUUUAAUGAUAAAGUAUCAAAUCCCGGUUCUAGCAACAGGAAAAGAAAAGCCCCUCAAAAGUCAAAAACUGAAAAGGGAACCAAGGCAUCUGGGUUGAAGACCAAAUCGUCAGAAAGAACUUGUACAAAAUGUGGAUUGGUGUUUGCAUCUCACAGGGAAGUAUUGCUUCAUAGUAGAGUGCAUGUCACUGAAAAUAAAAAGGAAUUUGGCUGCCAUUUGUGCGGGAAAUAUUUUUCUCAAAGGACAACAUUGAGGCAGCAUUUGAUAUUGCAUUCUGGUGAGAAAAACUUUGCCUGCACUGAAUGUGGAAAACGAUUUGCUCUGAAAAUCUACUUAAAAACCCACCAAAAAUCAUGUGGCAGUAGAUAAGAGACAUUUUAGACUUGACUUGCUUAAUGAGUUGAAAUGAUGGAUGUGAUCAUUGACCAUUUAGAAGGGUCACUUUCAUCUUCACAAUGAUUAUAUCUUUUGCUAAAUAGAACCCACUUAAAGCCAGACAAUUCUGGAGACAAUAUUAUGAUAAUUAAACUCUAACCUAUUGCUAGUAACCGCUAUUGUACAGUAAAACCCUGAUUUACCACCCCCGAUUUACCGCAAACCUCGAUUUACUGUGGCUAUUUCCUUUCCCCAAAUAGGGCUUAGCAUACAUAAUGUCCCAAUCAAAACCCCGAUUUACUGCCAACCCUGAUUUACCGCAGUUUUUCCUUUCUCCCAAACUUUGGGGUAAAUCAAGGUUUUACUGUACCGUCUUGUUCCAUUUAGCUGAACACUCUUAACCACAACUUUGAUUUACUUAAAGUCAAUGUUCCACAACAAGCUUGUGAUAAAAUUAAUAUGAUAAAACUCUAUUUGUGUUGUUUUUCUGAUACAGAUAGGUUUUAAGAACUGUACUAGCAUUGAAUAUUAUAUAGCAUGAUUCUUAUUAACUUUAAUAAUAAUAACUUAAUAACUUAAAUAAACUGUCGAUUUAACUUUAUCUAAUCUGAUUAUUUGAUGCUUUAUUGUUAUGAUAUGACAAUCAUAUAUAUUGGAUAAUUUGUAUUAUUGACCAACGAAUAUUUAUCUGAAUUGUAAUUAUGAUCAUGAAAUAUAACAUAAUAUUACCAUGUAACAUAAUCAAUUUUCUGUUU
Molecule: messenger RNA, 1721 nt
Organism: Bolinopsis microptera
Lineage: Eukaryota; Metazoa; Ctenophora; Tentaculata; Lobata; Bolinopsidae
Product: zinc finger protein 835-like
Exons: 2
Coding region: 19-960 (313 amino acids)
Biological process (GO): regulation of transcription by RNA polymerase II
Cellular component (GO): nucleus
Molecular function (GO): DNA-binding transcription factor activity, RNA polymerase II-specific; heme binding; electron transfer activity
Source: RefSeq, a predicted model, not a curated record